CUGUAUGUGCCGUGGGGCAGAUUGGCAAAAAUACAGAAUUAAUUUAUCCUUAUUGUCUUGAGAGUUAUUGUUUUAUUUUUCCAGGAUAACAUCAAUUUCACAUCUAUGGGAGAAUCCAAAUAUGCUUAUUUGGUCACUGAUGACGGACUUUAUCGUGUUAAUAUCCCUGACUUUGAUCCACCACACCAGCCCGAAUUCAUGCUCGAGUGUGUAGCUGAGGAUUUUGAUGAUAUCAUACUCCCAACUAUGGGAAUCUUCAGCAAAGGGCAGGAUGUAUAUUUGUUUGGGGGCUUGAUGUUUGGGGGGAGAGGUAAUGCACAGUAUAACAGGAGCCUGUAUUUUUUCAACCCUCGCAAGGUCAAGGAGAAGGAAUAUCCCAUUAGGGAUUCUAAGUUACUUUACAAAUCAAGUCUUAAGUACGUACCCAUGGUUACUCCUUCUGUGUUACAAGCUAAGCAUAAGACUUACUUAUUCUCAGUUGUUCGUCCUCGCUACGGUCCAAUGAAAUCACUCUGCUAUUUUCAGUCCUUCGAUCCACUCAAAAAUUGCUUUUGCACCCUUCCAACUCCCUCCCUAGAUGAUUCGUUUCUGUGGUAUGAUGUGGUUGGGUAUUUUCUUGUUUACGAUCAUAUAUACGUGUUUAUCCAAGGAGGGGCCAAGGACGUUAACGAGCUUCAUGCCUUCUCUUUCAACACUAGAUCAUCAAAAUGGAAGGAAUUAGAUUCCUUGUUGAGCAAAUUUGAAGAACGCAAAAUUCCCAUUCCCUAUUGUCACUGUGGCGAUAUAGGGCUCUCUUAUAAGUUUAACGAUAACACUCAGAUUCUGGUCGCCCUUAGUUAUGGUACACCUACUGCGUAUCGUGUUCGGCUUGGUGCAGCCGGGAGUUCUCUCCGGCCUAAAUCCUAUAGGCAGUUACUUGAACAUAACUAUGGGGUUCAUAAUUUCUCACACCUACUUGAUAUUGGAAGUCAAAGGUUUUGUGCGAUUUGUUCUCGGGAGGACAAACAUCUUUUGGUAUAUGCCUUCAAGAUGGAUUUUGCAGUUGAAUAUGAAAACCAGGGAAAGUCAGCCUCACUUGCAAUGCCCUCCAUAGAGAUUCUCUGUUCCAGGAAAUUUUUUCCCUCCGUAGUUACUUGUGUUUGUUUGGCCUAUGCUCCUGCAUCUCAACGUUGUAUUCCCUGGGAUAAAGUCAAGCCCAUAAAUGAUAAGUCUAAUGAAAAGGAGCCAAAAAGGAAGCCAGGUGUUGUGUAUCUCGAGGUGUAGAGGCUUUGUAAGGAGAUGAUGAUUUAUCU
This is a messenger RNA of Ipomoea triloba (trilobed morning glory), 1292 nucleotides long. RefSeq lists its product as uncharacterized. The record is from RefSeq and is a predicted model, not a curated record. The transcript is spliced from 3 exons. Bases 106 to 1263 code for a protein of 385 amino acids. Lineage: Eukaryota; Viridiplantae; Streptophyta; Magnoliopsida; Solanales; Convolvulaceae.